Sorghum bicolor (sorghum) is the source of this 1908-nucleotide messenger RNA. RefSeq names its product polyol transporter 5. The record is from RefSeq and is a predicted model, not a curated record. NCBI's taxonomy places the organism in Eukaryota, Viridiplantae, Streptophyta, Magnoliopsida, Poales, Poaceae. Gene Ontology annotation, molecular function: carbohydrate transmembrane transporter activity. Bases 92 to 1609 code for a protein of 505 amino acids. Gene Ontology annotation, cellular component: membrane. Gene Ontology annotation, biological process: transmembrane transport. The transcript has 2 exons.
AUACGGCGUUUCCUUCGAUACAACACUUCACUGAACCACUGCACAGCACCUUGUGUCCUUGUCUCUAAUCGCUAAUCAGAGACCACUGUUAAUGAUGGCUUCCGCCGAGCCCAGGAAGAAGAGCAACGUCAAGUAUGCCUCCAUGUGUGCCAUCCUCGCCUCCAUGGCCGUCAUCAUCGUUGGAUAUGACAUCGGAGUGAUGAGUGGAGCAGCAAUAUACAUCAAGAAGGACCUGAAUAUCACGGACGUGCAGCUGGAGAUAGUGAUGGGCAUCUUGAACAUUUACUCGCUCAUCGGUUCCUUUGCGGCAGGGCGGACGUCCGACUGGAUUGGGCGCCGCUUCACUGUGGUCUUCGCCGCUGUCAUCUUCUUCGCCGGCUCGCUGCUCAUGGGUUUCGCCGUCAACUACGCCAUGCUCAUGGCUGGCCGGUUCGUGGCUGGCGUCGGGGUGGGCUACGCGAUCAUGAUCGCGCCCGUUUACACCGCCGAGAUCUCGCCGGCUGCAGUCCGCGGCUUCCUGACGUCCUUCCCGGAAGUGUUCAUCAACGUCGGUAUCCUGCUCGGUUACGUGUCCAACUUCGCGUUCGCUCGCCUUCCCCUCUACCUCGGCUGGCGCGUCAUGCUCGGCAUCGGCGCGGCGCCGUCCGCCCUGCUCGCGCUCAUGGUGUUCGUCAUGCCCGAAUCACCUAGGUGGCUCGUCAUGAAGGGCCGCCUCGCGGACGCCAGAGCGGUGCUGGAGAAGACCUCCGAGACGCCAGAGGAGGCCGCGGAACGCCUAGCCGACAUCAAGGCUGCGGCAGGGAUUCCGAUGGACCUCGACGGAGACGUGGUCUCCCUACCCAAGGAGCGAAACGGCGGCGAGAAGCAGGUGUGGAGGGAGCUCAUCUUAUCCCCAACCCCGGCCAUCCGACGCAUACUGCUCUCGGCCGUCGGCCUCCACUUCUUCCAGCAGGCUUCUGGCAUCGACUCCGUCGUCCUGUACAGCCCGCGCGUGUUCAAGAGCGCCGGAAUCACCGACGACAACAAGCUCCUGGGCACCACCUGCGCGGUGGGCGUCACCAAGACGCUCUUCAUCCUGGUGGCCACGUUCCUGCUGGACCGCGCGGGGCGUCGGCCUCUGCUGCUGACCAGCACGGGUGGGAUGAUCGUCUCGCUCGUCGGCCUCGGGACGGGGCUCACCGUCGUGGGGCAUCACCCGGACGCCAAGAUCCCGUGGGCCGUCGCCCUGUGCAUCCUGUCCGUCCUGGCCUACGUGUCGUUCUUCUCGAUAGGGCUCGGCCCCAUCGCAGGUGUGUACACCUCGGAGAUCUUCCCGCUGCGGGUGCGCGCGCUGGGCUUCGCGGUCGGCGUGGCCAGUAACCGCGUCACCAGCGGCGUGAUCUCCAUGACAUUCCUGUCACUCUCGAAGGCCAUCACCAUCGGCGGCAGCUUCUUCCUCUACUCUGGCAUCGCCGCGCUUGCGUGGGUUUUCUUCUUCACCUACCUCCCGGAGACUCGAGGUCGGACGUUGGAGGAGAUGGGCAAGCUGUUCGGCAUGGAAGACACGGACAUGGCUGAAAUAGAAAACACCGCUGCUAAAGAGAAGGUAGUGGAAAUGCCCACGAGCUAGAAGGAAACCAAGGAACAGCUGCCGCAGCUUCAGUCUCACAGAGCCGAGCUAUUCGCUUUCUCAGGUGCCGUGUGCUGCUGCAGCCUGCUGCACGUAGGACAGUCCGACGGUGACGGCGAGGCCCUAUUAGAAUAUACGUUUUCAUGUACAAGAUAUGCCGUGUAGAUUAUAAACGGCAUAUCUUUCCUUACUUGUAGAGAAGGUUGUUUGAUAGAUAUUCUUGAUAGGUUGUUGUAAUCCUAACUUGAUGUACAAGCCAUGCUGAGGGCUGUUCUCAGAUUAUAUAAACAUGCAACCGA